Molecule: messenger RNA, 1237 nt
Organism: Solanum pennellii
Lineage: Eukaryota; Viridiplantae; Streptophyta; Magnoliopsida; Solanales; Solanaceae
Product: D-aminoacyl-tRNA deacylase-like
Exons: 8
Coding region: 39-1052 (337 amino acids)
Biological process (GO): D-amino acid catabolic process
Molecular function (GO): D-aminoacyl-tRNA deacylase activity
Source: RefSeq, a predicted model, not a curated record
UUUGACACGGCAAAAAGCACCAAACUAGUGAUAUAUAAAUGCUCUGCGAAAAAUUUCGCACAGAAUCUUCAGUCUCAGAAAAGCCGGCGAAAAUGGUGAAGCUAGUGGUGGCGACGACGGUGGAUCCGGCAUCAAUUUGCCCGGCGAAGGAGCUAUUAGCUAAGCCAGGUUGGCAACCCGGGCCCACCUUGAAUGAAGGUAUCAGAAGUUUCAGUAAUGGCGAUGUCAGGCUAUUGGAGCAUGACAAAGGCAUUGUUGAAGAAGAUGAUUUGGAUCAACGUUGGGAGAAUGCUACUGGUCAGACGGUCGAUGAGGUUAUCUUCCUUAGUAAACACACUGCUGUGUCUAACCGCCCCGCUCUCACCAUCCACCCCAUUGGGGUGCCACAUUUGAAAGAGGGGGAUGUUCCACCACAAGGAGGGAAGCCAGGGUGGGCAGCUCCACCAAAUCCAAGGAUGGGUCCAUGGAUGAUUCUUUUGAAUAAAAUUGCUGAAUCUCAUAAUCUCAUUCCCGAAUUUGAAAUCACCUUUGAAGCUACUCAUCAUGGACCCGUGACAACUAAGCCAACAAUGUUUAUCGAGAUAGGUAGUACUGAGGAGUACUGGAAGAGGCCGGAUGCUGCUCAAGUUGUUGCUCUGUUAGUCUGGGAAGGACUUGGACUUGGAGGAGGUCCUCCUGUUGGAAACUGGAGCAGUAUGUCUGCAAAUAACAAAGUCCUUCUAGGAAUUGGUGGAGGACAUUAUGUGCCACGACAUACAGAUGUGAUAAAGAAGGACGGUUGUUGGGUGGGCCAACUCCUCUCUGGUUACUCCUUACCAAUGGAAGAUCCUGGUCCAUCGAAAGGUAAAGUAAAUGCACAAGAUAUUGCCGGAACUUGGAAACACUCAAUUAGAGCAGCAUAUGAUGCUACUAAAGCAGGUUUUCCUGGUGGAGAAAUUCUGGCACAUCUUGAUCAGAAGAGUUUCAAGAGCUGGCAAAAGAACGCGAUUAUUGAAUUCCUAGGUGCACAGAACAUUAAAAUUGGCAAGCCAGGUGACUUUCAAAAAUCUUAAGCAAGUUACUUAUUAUUGAUGAAGUCGUUAAAGGUCAACAACUUCCAUACGUUUUUUGUGAUUAGAUGUAGGUUGAAGCAAUAUCGCUUUCAAAAGAUAUUCAACAUUUGUUUUAUAUAUACACACAUAAAAAGUACUAGUUUUUAAUUUUAUAUAUAUAGUGUAAUUAAAUACCCUUGUCUCAA